Guillardia theta CCMP2712 is the source of this 668-nucleotide messenger RNA. RefSeq lists its product as hypothetical. NCBI's taxonomy places the organism in Eukaryota, Cryptophyceae, Pyrenomonadales, Geminigeraceae. The coding region runs from base 51 to 590 and encodes 179 amino acids. The transcript has a single exon. The record is from RefSeq and is a predicted model, not a curated record.
AGAUGAGCGCUGCUCCUCCUCGCGUUAGCACCACCCCUGGCCCUAUCGGAAUGCCCACUUCCUUCCCCUUCGCUUCCAUGCCCCAGGGAGCUAUCCCGGCUGCUCCUUUCAUGAUGUCCGGAGCCCCCAUGGCCUUCGCUCCUCCUCCUGGUAUGAUGAGCAUGCCCUUCCCGGCCCCCCAGCCUUUCCCCGCCAUGAUCAGCCAGCAGCAGCCGCAGUCCCAGUCGCAGCAGCCACAGCAGCCACCCAGGGGAAGCCAGCCUCCUCAGAUGAUGGGCCCUCCUCUCUUCAGCACCAUGAUGGCUCCUGCUGCCACCGCCUCCAACGGACAGUUGCUUCCUGGCGGCAUUCACCCUGAGUUCCCCCAGCUCGGACCCGUUCAGCCGUACCCCACCGCUGUUACCCCUAUGGAUGACAUGCUCCUGGCUCGUCUGAACCAGAUCCCUCCCCAGAACGAUGGACUUCCUGGAUUCCCCUACAUCGGAGCGCCUUUCAUCGGAAUCUACGAUGAGUCUAAGGUGGGAGGAGCCCAGAAGGAGUACGAGGCUCCUGCCGACUACGACGACGAAGUUCGUGGCACCCAAGUUUGAGCUCCCGAUGUGAUUCGUUGAUGUUUAUUUUAGAUUAAGAAUACAUGUUUUGAAAAACAUCAAUACAAACCAGUCAGU